This is a messenger RNA of Hydra vulgaris (swiftwater hydra), 4786 nucleotides long. Its product is annotated as phosphatidylinositol phosphatase PTPRQ. Gene Ontology annotation, molecular function: cytokine receptor activity; alpha-L-arabinofuranosidase activity; cytokine binding. Lineage: Eukaryota; Metazoa; Cnidaria; Hydrozoa; Anthoathecata; Hydridae. Gene Ontology annotation, cellular component: external side of plasma membrane; signaling receptor complex. The record is from RefSeq and is a predicted model, not a curated record. Gene Ontology annotation, biological process: L-arabinose metabolic process; peptidyl-tyrosine dephosphorylation involved in inactivation of protein kinase activity; cytokine-mediated signaling pathway.
AAAAUUUUGAUCAUACUUUUUAAAUAGCGUAAUGAACAGAAAAAAUGAUUGUAUAUAUAUUAUUUUAUUAUCACAUUUUUAUGGUAUUUAGACAAUAGAUAUGAAACAGAUUUUAAAAUCUACAUGUUUUAUUGUUUGUUGGUUCGGUUUCAUAAGAGGUAUUACUUAUUACAUUGAACCUGUUAAUCUUCCAAAUUGCUAUUUGGAUUUCAGUAAAACUGAUUAUAAAAUAACAAGUAAUUGCAAUGGUGGUGUAAAAUUUGUCCUUGUAAAAGGACUAAGUGGAGUUCAAGGUUCCAUUUCAUUUCAAUCUGCAGAAGACAAUAGUCUAUAUAUUCGUCAUAAAAGCUUUAUUGCUUAUCUUCACAAGUUUACUUUAUUUAAUAAUAUACCUCAAGAUGGAUCAUUUUAUAUCCUUCCAAGUAAUGAUAAUUUGUAUAUUAAGGUGCAAUCUACCAAUUAUCAAAAGCGCUUUCUUCAGAAAAAAAAUUUGGACUUUGGAAUUGAAGAAAGUUUGACUCCUGAUUCACAUUUUAAACUUCUUGUCUAUGACUUGAACAUCACAGUGAUAGAAAUAUUAAGUCAAGUUGGAUAUUCAGUCAAGGUCACCUUUAAUCUUAUCUCGAAUGUUUCAACAGGCUAUGUAGUUAAUUAUUUAAAUUUAAAUAAUGUAAUUUCUUCAAAUGCUACAAAUGGUUCAGCUGUUAUUGAUAAUCUUCAAAAUAGUAAUGCUUACUCUUUUUUUGUGGGUGUAAGAAAUGAAUUUGGCUUUUAUGUGUAUGGAAAGCAUUUUAACUAUCAAGCAAAUGAAAAUUAUUUGAUGAUUAAAAGAAUUGAAAGCAUUAACAGAUAUUCAGUUAUUGUUACUGUUAAUUCAGAUAUUCCAGUAUGGAAUUUAACAACAUACUUUGUAAUUAAAUGCAAUGAUCCGUAUAACACAAUAAAAGAUUAUCCUGUUACAAAUUACACAUGUGAAAUUUCUUCACUUCAAAGCUUCACUGUUUACAACUUUACAGCAGUUGUACUGAAUGAAUUAGGUUUGUUUGUGCAUGGGCAAGUGUUUUCCUAUAGAACAGAUGAAGAUGUUCCAACUGGUUGCCCCCGUAAUUUUACUGUUGCAACAGUCAACUUUACAACUUUGUUUUUGUCAUGGGAUGAAGUUGAGUAUUCAAAGCGAAAAGGAUUUAUUAUAAUAUUUGUUUAUUUGUGUAGCAAUACUGAAGUUACUAUUUCAAACACAGUUAGCAAUACUACAUUAAAUGUUACAGUAAGUAAUCUUAAUCCAGAUUCAUACUAUAAUUGCUGUGUUUCAGCAUGCACCAAAGUUGGUUGUGGUUUAAAAACUUGUGUGUAUAAUAACACUUUAGUCGGAAUUCCAAGUGGACCUCCUCUUAAUUUUGCAGUUAAACCAGUCAAUUUUUCAUCUUUAUUGUUGUCAUGGGAUAAGGUUGAAUAUUCUAAGACAAACGGAACAGUUGUUGGUUAUAAAUACUUAUGUAACAAUAAAUUAAAUCAUUGGUACACAGUUGACAACAAUACAUUUUAUGCAGUAGUGACCAAUCUGAUUUUCAAUACAACCUAUAAUUGUUCAAUUACAGCAUGCACAAAAAUUGGUUGUGGUGUUCAAACAUCUAUGCUUAAUACAACUUUAGAUGGAUUACCAGAAGAAAGUGCAGAAAUUACUUAUAUUGGUUACAUUAAUUCUUCGGCAAUUAAUAUCAGUUGGAAUGAUAUCUCGGUGUUAAAGUGGGGGAUACACGACAGUCAAUUAUUUUGUUUAGAUAUUGAAAACAGAUCACAGAUAGUAAAAACAGAAUGUAUUAACUACAAGAUUGCAAACUACAAUGUCAACAUUAAUGGUCUUGAUCCUUAUACAAACUAUACAGUGUUGGUCUAUUGCAAAAAUAAAGCUGGACUUGGUAUAAAGGAAAACAGCAAAAAGAAAUCAGUUUUAACAGAUGAAUUGCCACCAUCAAUUCCACCUAAAAAUAUAUCAGUUAUUUCAACCAAUACAAAUAACAUAUUAUUACAAUGGAAACCACCUGAUCUAAAUGAAUAUCAUGGUGUUUUAAAAAGUUAUAGUAUUUUAGUAAAAGCUGUUUAUUCAGAGUCAGUUUUUAAAGUUCAAAGUAAAAGAAAUAGACGUAAUCUUGACAUGCAAAUAUAUAAUGGCAGCUUGCUUUUAGAAUGGUCAACAAUUUUAAGUGAUCCUGAUACAACAUAUUUUAACAUUGCAAAUUUGUUUGGAAAUAUGAUUUAUAUAGUAAACGUAUCUGCUAACACAAAGUAUCAAGGAGUAUUUAGCUCUGGAAUUGAAGUUAAAACCAAAGUUGGAGUGCCUCUAGUUUCUGCUGUCAACUUUCGAUGUGGUAAAAUAACUUUUUAUUCUAUUACUGUAUAUUGGGACUCAACUCCUCCUGGGUAUCUUCAAGGAGUACUAACAAAUUAUAAUAUAGCUUAUAAAAAAGUUGUGAAUGACUAUUUUAAAAACGAUUCAUUACCUCAAAAUGCUGCUAGCUAUACUGUAAUCAAAACUGAUGCGUUCACUGAAUAUGUUAUAGUAUUGACAGCUUCAACCAAAGUUGGUAGUGGAAAAGAGUUGCAAGUAAAUUGUAAAACUGAUGAAGCAGUACCUAGAACAGCCCCAACUGGAUUGAAUGCUACAUCAUUUUAUUAUCCAGAUAAAACUUAUGUUUCAUGGAAUCACAUAAUUCAAGGAGAUUGGCAAGGAAAACCUUUGGGUUACAUAAUAGCAUAUAAGCUUCUUAAUCAAGGAGACUUAGAAAUUACUAAUCAAUCUUGGAUAAUGUUUAAUUUAUCUUAUGUCGAACAAUCAGUUCAACUUUAUGACCUUCAUGUUUAUUCCCGUUAUUCUCUCAAAAUAGCUGGUUACAAUAGGAAAGGUAUUGGACCAUAUAGUAGUAUAAUUACAUUUGAUACAUGUCAUAUCUUUGAUCCUGUCAUUGAAAUUGUUUACAUUUCAAUACCACCAUUUGCAAGUUCAAGUAUUUCCUCAUCAUAUCGACCAGUAGGUGUAAUGAUAGCAUCAACAGAACAAUCAUUGUUACUAUGUGCUGGUGCUUGUACAUCAUUUUCAAAAAAUAUUUCAUUUGUUUAUAAAGAGGUUAAAAUGACAAGUUUAGAGUUUGUAAAGUUCAAUUCAACAGCAAUAAAAUUACCUGUGACAGUGCCUGUACAGGUUCUUGAUAGUUCAUAUUCCUCGACUCUUCAGCUUCCAGGUUUUGUAUUUGUAUCAAUUCAAAAUAGUAUACAUGUUCAAUUAAAAGAAAAUGAACAAUUAGUUUUUGGAAAUAUUUAUAUUGCUUUGGGAACAUUUGGAAUCUUUGUUUUAUUGAAUUGUUUGUUUGGUGUUAUCUUGUUUUAUUGUCAACAUGAAAAUUCAACAAGACAAAGAAAAAGUCCAUGUUUUACUUUGAGUGGUAUAUUUGAAGAAAUAUACUUUUCUAUUAUUACAAUUACCACUGUUGGUUUUGGGGACAAGACUCCGUCAACAUUUUGUGGUAGAGUGUUAUUAAUAAUUUGGACAUUUAUUGGUCUUGCCUUGACUUCAAUAUGUGUGGGAAAUUUGAUUUCAGCUCUGACUGUUGAUGUUGUUAGCACAACCAUCUACUCAUAUCCAAAUGAUAACGUUAUUGCAAAGUUAGGGUCGCCGGAGUAUUUAUGGGCAAAUAAGAUAUCAUCGAUAAAGCUUCUUAAAGGUAAGAACCUUUCAAGUCAUGCAGACAUUUUAGAGGCACUAAAAGCAGGUGAAGCAAGGUAUGCUAUCUUAGACCAGUACACAAUUGAAGCUUACAAAGAUGUUUUAAAGAAGUAUGAUAUAAAAAUUGUAAAAGCUUUGAAUACUGACAGCUCUUAUUAUGGAGCGUCACUUGGUGGAAACUAUAGUGUACUUCAAUCAUGCAUGAAUCGUUUAUUAAAAAAUAAUUCUGCUAUGGUUGAUUUUGCAAUGUACGAUUUAAGAAUGGAUGCUAUCAAACAAAAUAACGCAAGUCAUUUGACUUUGGCUGAUAAGAAAGUUCAACUUUUCAGUAUUCAGUCGCCAAUCUUUAAAACAAUGUUAUAUGGUGUGGCAAUUACUCUAGUAAUAUUUUUAAUAGCUGGUGGCAUAUAUGAAGUUUUUAGAAUUAAGCGAACUAAAAAAGUUCAUGUUGCAACUGAUAUAGAUAAAAAACUCGCGUUCUUUCAAGAUAUGAAAAAUCUUUCUCAAGAAUAUUUAACUGAAUUUCAAACUAUGAUUGAAAGAUUACAGAUAAAAACUGAUCAACUUCUUUAUAAGCAUGCCGAACAGAGAUUGAAAUUAAGAAAUAGAUUUUCAAAGUUAUAUGGAGUAAACUUUAAAUAUGUAAACGUGAAUGAUCUAGGUGUGUCUCUGGAACAAAUUGCCGAGUUCAGAGAAGAAAUAAAGCGUCGUCCGAAGAAGACCUGUUGGGAAAGAUUUUCAGAAUACGUGGCAAAAAGAGUUUCAUGGUUACGCAUUAAGUUUGUUACUUUAUGUUAAAUUAAUAACAAUUUUUGCUUAAAUUAGCCAACAAGUGCUUGUAACGUUUGCAUCCGGAUAAUAAUUUUAUGCUACAUUAGUUAACAACUUUUUGUGUUUACACUUAAAAAAUAAUUUUUAGUUUUAGGUGUAAAAUAUAUAGAUUUUAUAUUUAAAUGUGUGAUAUUAGCUGUAAUUUGCUUAUGUAAAUGAUAUUUAAUAAUUUACAAAUAAAGUAAUAAGGCGAAAAUGUAGUUUUUUGAUGCACUUUUAUUUAUUUAAAAUAUA